AUGGUCCUCGGUCCCACUGCUCGUCUGUGGCUUCCCUAUCUGAACUUUACCGUCGCUGUCUCGGCAUUGGGUUUCCAGACUGCUGUCUUGUACCCCUGGCACGAAGAGCUGGACAAGGAGUUCAAGAUUCUCAAGCAAGAACACAGAGAACAACUACACUUGCAUCAACAAGUCACUCUAAAGAAGCUAGAAGAUCUGGAGCGGAGGACCUUGGUGACUGAGAAGGCCAUGCCGGGUGUAAGUCUAGUCUCUAUUCCAUGGCUUUAG
Aureobasidium uvarum is the source of this 267-nucleotide messenger RNA. NCBI's taxonomy places the organism in Eukaryota, Fungi, Ascomycota, Dothideomycetes, Dothideales, Saccotheciaceae. The record is from the annotation of a GenBank genome assembly.